This is a messenger RNA of Tupaia belangeri chinensis (Chinese tree shrew), 1197 nucleotides long. RefSeq names its product leucine-rich repeat-containing protein 37A2-like. The transcript has a single exon. The record is from RefSeq and is a predicted model, not a curated record. NCBI's taxonomy places the organism in Eukaryota, Metazoa, Chordata, Mammalia, Scandentia, Tupaiidae. The annotation marks the transcript as partial.
CCAGGUCAGAAUCAAGCACCUCAUAACUUACCCAGUGUUACAGUUAAACCUGCAGAUGUGGUACUUACCAUCAUGGCAGAGCCCACCAAGGAAACGGAAUCUUCUUCAACCCAGCAAGGGGCCAUAAGUCAGCUUGGAGGCCCGCUUAUAGAAGCUGAACCUUCUCUUGGUGAGCAGGAGCAGCUGCCUCAGCCUUCUCAGUCUUACGAGGAGGUAGCACUUUCUCCAGCUGAGCAGGAGGCCAUAACUCAGCUUCCAAGCUUUCCUGUGGAGGCUGAACCUUCUUCCACUGAGGAGCAGCAGCAAGCUCAGCCUUCUGAGUCUCUUGGGGAGGUUGAACCCUCUUCAGAGCAGCAGGAGGCCUCAGCUCAGUCUCCAGAAUAUCCUGAACCGAUAGUUUUACCUCCGAGUCACAAUCAAGCUCAGCAUUUAAUCUUACCCAGUGUUACAGGUAAGCCUGCAGAUCUGCAGCUUACCAUAACACAACCUACUAUUGAAGUGGGGACUUCUUCAGUCCACCAUGAAGUUACAACUCUGCCCUCAGUGCCAGAUAAUGUUGAGAAACCUUCUGAGACCCAGCAGGAAACCCCAAUUCUGCCACCAGAGCCUCCAAAGACUGAGUAUGUUGAAUAUUUGCCAAUUCAACAGAAGCCUCCAGCACAAAUUUUAGAAUCUCUUAACAAUCAAAAACCCUUUCCAAUACAGCAGCAGGCCAUGGCUGAGCAAGCACAGACUCCUGAGGAGGUUGAAUCCUCUGUAACCCAGCAAGAGGCACCAACGCAGGCUCCAGCAUCUUCUAUGGAGUAUAUAGAUAAUUCUUGGCUUAAUGAUGAAGUGACAUUUCCAUCUCAGCAUUUCAUGUUGCCUUAUACCACCGUUCAUCAUGUGGACCUGGGACUUACUCUAACUCCAGAACCCACUACAGAGGUUAAAUCCUCAGUCCAGCAGGAGAACCCUCCAAUUUCCACUGGGCAGGCUGGAUUUUUCCUGACUCAGUCUAAUCUUUUUCCACAACCUCUAAAACAUCCUAUAAUGGUUGAAUCUUUUCAGCAAGAGGCCACAGCUCAGACUUCAGAUCCCCCUAAGGAGGUAGAAUCUUCUCCAGAUCUCUUGGAGACCCCAGGUGUACCUUCAGAGCUCCCUAAAGAGGUAGAACCUGCUCCUGCUUACCAGGUGACCCCAUCUCAGCCUCCAGAG